AUGGCUUCUCUUGACACUAUUAAUACACUCCUACCUCAGUAUUCGGUGUUAAACCAGGAGCCUGACACUGUUGCCCUCUCAGGCGACGAUCUUGGCGCGCACAGGGAACUCACUCAUUCGCAAGCUGACACCUUAGCUGGGGGCACUUCCCACUCAGGCAAUAGCAAUUCUAGGGUUUCGGUUUCAUCAGUUCCCCCUCGAUAUUUGUUCGUUCCCUCUCAAUAUUCUCACCUGUUCAAUGUUCCAUCCCAGCAAGUCACAGAAGAAGGGGUCUCGCACACCGAACACACAUACAGCAUCUGCAGUGGGUUGAAGAACAAGCCAUGGGCUACGUUACGUGUAUUCAGCCAACCUCUGCUCAAUGCUUCACCAAGACACCAGAAGUUUCCCUGCUUCUCAAGUGGUGAUAUGAUUGCGGGUUUGAUUGAGUUCACGCUGGAUAGCCCUCAGACUGUCAACUCUAUGACUGUCUCUGUCCAUGGGCACAUCAUAAGAGGUUACCUUGCUGAAGAAUCCGACACAUUUCUUGACCACCAAGUCAGCAUCUGGACACGCGCCGAUGGGGAUCCCCGUUCCCCAGAACCAGGGUCCAACAAAAAGUUCAAUGGAAGACUUAAGGGGACGUACCAGUUCCCCUUUGUAUUCCCCUUCCCCACCCAUGUAGAUAUAUCGACUUCUACUCCCUUCCUCCCACCGUCAUUGCAAACUUCUUCGGACUCUAUCUCUACAUCCAGUUCGAGUCCUGCGACAGCAACAACAUCGAUUUCGUCUCCACCUGCCACUGUGCCACCUGGUUCACGCUUCCAUUCACUCAGUAUACCCGCGAAUGCCACUUAUUCUCCAGGUUCAGAGAACCCCUCAUCUGUGCACUUGAGUACGAACGCCCCAGAAGAGUCAGAGAAGGCGAGACUGAAACGAGCAGUAGAGGAGCAAGACCGAGCAGCAGAGGAGCAGGACCGAGCUCUGGCACAACUUGAAGGCCGCAGUCACACCCUUCCAAUGCAUGUAUUUCCUGUUCCUCAAACUUUCUUGGAGCGUGGCAUCCAUGCGAACGUGCAAUACGAGCUUGGCUUACAUGUUGCGCACGGGAUGCUGCGCCCGGCUAGCAAAUUGAAUACAACGAUCGUUUAUACACCUUCUGUCACCCCUCCCCCAGCUUCGGUCGCUCGCCAGCGAGUGUAUACUGAACAUGCCCUGCUGCCUGGACCAGCACAAGAUCCGGAUGGAUGGCAAACUCUCCCGAAAGUUACGGUUUCUGGGGAGCUUCUAGGCCAGCAAAAAGUAGAAGUGGAAUGUACUCUCUCACUUGCCAAACCCCUUUGUUAUACCCAUGGCACCAUCAUUCCGUGCUACUUGACCCUUGAAAGCUCAAAUUCCCAUGCUCUCAGCAUUCUCUUAACACCCAAGUCUCCCAUUGUCCGGCUCACACGGCGGGUCCGCUAUGCCCAAUAUUCGUCACCAGCCACUGAGAAUUUCUCAAACGAACCACCGACUUCCAGUGACUCCCUUGCUGCUGGGUUCUCAAACUCACUGUCCAGAGUCAAAGAAUUCAAUAUCGGUGGUGGUAAACAUGGGGACGUGAAGGAGGUAGAUGAAAUCGAGUUGGCAGUAUGGUGGGCCCCACCUAAGGAUGCUCCACAGGAUAUGUAUCUGAAGACUUUGGAGGGCAAGAUACAUCUCGCCAAGGACUUACAGCCUACGUGCAGGUUUCCUUCAUUUAGUGUCGAGUUUCCCCGUGGAGAUCGCUACACAUUAUGCGGAGGAAGGCCCGUGCCACGUGCAUUCACCAAACCUAUGUCUGACCGAGAACAAGAGAAAAGGAAGAAGGAAAAAAAGGAGCAGGUGAGAGAAGUUGAUGAUGGUGUGACUGUCAAAUAUGGAAACAGUCUUCCACCAGCUCCAUUUUCCUUCAAGGGCAUUUUCUGA
This is a messenger RNA of Laccaria bicolor S238N-H82, 1926 nucleotides long. RefSeq lists its product as uncharacterized. The transcript is spliced from 7 exons. The record is from RefSeq and is a predicted model, not a curated record. NCBI's taxonomy places the organism in Eukaryota, Fungi, Basidiomycota, Agaricomycetes, Agaricales, Hydnangiaceae. The coding region runs from base 1 to 1926 and encodes 641 amino acids.